Pangasianodon hypophthalmus (striped catfish) is the source of this 5095-nucleotide messenger RNA. RefSeq names its product protein FAM124B. The record is from RefSeq and is a predicted model, not a curated record. Bases 992 to 2401 code for a protein of 469 amino acids. Gene Ontology annotation, cellular component: nucleoplasm. The transcript is spliced from 4 exons. NCBI's taxonomy places the organism in Eukaryota, Metazoa, Chordata, Actinopteri, Siluriformes, Pangasiidae.
UGUCUUACCUUUAAAUGAGUUAUGCUGUAUAUACAAGUAUUUGCUUGGGAUCAAUCAACAUACAGACAUAUUCACUUGUAAAAUCUAAAACCCUGAAUAUGCAGAUCGCUGUUUGAGGAGGAAAAGAUACACCACUCAUCACAAUUAGCUGGCUAGCUUGUUGCUAAUAAAAAACAAAUAUGGAGGCAUCCCCUUUGUUUUUUCCCCAUUUCAUAUGUCGAAUGACCUUCCAAUCCAACCUGCGAGUUACUACCACGAGGUAAGUCAAAUGCAGUAUGGCCCUCGCUAUCUACCUAAAAAGUGUUUGGACCCACGCCUCUACUGCAUCUACAUUGGAUUUCUCAUUAAUGUGAUAUUGAACAUCACGGGUAAAUGGUGUGUGACUAUAUUGUGACCCUAAUCUCGUGUCUGAGAUCAGUAAAAAAAAAAAAAAAAAAACGCCAUUGUACCUGCACUCUAGCGAUGUCUCCCUGUGACAUCAUCGCAGCACACAAUCACUGACUUCUCACACGAAUAACAAAAAUACAGCACCAAACAACAAAUCAACAACAGAAUCACUAAAAGUAUCACAAAAAAGUCUAUCUAUACAUAUGCAAUGUGUUGGAGGGUAGAGUUUUCCUUUAAGGGAGUAACAUCUCCUCAGUCCCAUCUGGUGGCUUUGUAUUAAUCCAAUAACAACAUGGCGGCCAUCUGCUCUAAUAUAGAUUGCAUUGUCAUUCCCAGACACUUCCCAUAGCGCUUCCUACUACAUCCUGGACCUGUGGGGUGUUUUGUAAAGCUGUUAGUCUGGCUUAGGAAUUUUUAUAUAUAAUUUUUAAUUACAGUAAUAAAAUUGGGAUUAAUGACGCUCGCGGUAGGUGGCGCUAAAAUGCGCAGAACCGACGCCUAGCGGACAGCAGGCAGGACAACACCGCUACUUUUAUUCCGCAAUGGAAAGUUUGAAAGUGUCUCACUCGAUGGGAAAUUUAGCUGAAAAAGAAAUGGUGAAAUAAUGCUGCGUAGACCUUUUAUACUCCACAAAAGCGUGGAGGAUGGGAACACGGACUCUGGAGCCGAAACUGCAGGAUCAGACUGCAGCAAAAUGUCUUGCAGUAGCAUUGACCUCAUGACUCGUGAUCCCCUACCAGUCGCCAUGCACCUGCUGUCCAACCCGGGUGACUCUCUCCUCCUCCAGCACACACUGGACCGCCUGCUUGAUUGGGUGUGUCCUGGUUUGCGCCUCUUCCAUGUGUCUGAACGCGCAUGCCCGGUACGCGAGUACACCCGUGCUCACUUGUGCCCGCCAAGCAGCUACCCUUCUCUAGCCGUCACCUUUUUUCUGCAUGAGUCCUACGGUGAAGAACGCAUCCUCCGGGUCCUUGACUUCCUCCAGCGCCCACCCUGGCAGUACCACCACACUGAGAAUGGCCAUGCGAGCUCUGAUGCCAUGCUCCGACCAUACCUGCUGCCUGGACGGGACUUCUACAGUCUUGGCCCAGGUAUGCCAGUGUGGGCCGUGCGUCCGGUGCAUUGCGGAGGUGAAGUGCUGCGAGUGACUCUGCACAGCGGGCACGAGAACUUUGAGGACUCUGUGAGACUUUACGAGACAGUGCUGCGCGUGAGAGCUGAGGAGCAGAAAGCUGGGUUUUGCUGGUUUACCUUGCUGAAAGAAAGGACUUUCAGUCUGCAGCUAGCGCUCAAGCAGCUGGCGCCUGGUGUGCGGGUGGAGACGUGCCACUCUGCUGUGCUGCAGUUCAGGGUGGGCGAGAUCGGCCAGCUCGUGCCCCUGCUGCCCAACCCGUGCUCACCUAUCAGCGCCACCCGCUGGCAGACGGAGGACCUGGAUGGUAGCAAGAUCCUCUUUCAGGUUAAAGGAGGAACACAGCCACAGAGGCUCUUCACAUCGGCUUUUCCCCUAAGCUGCCCUGCUCUUCCUUCUAGAUCGCUGUUGAGGUGCCCAGUCCCCAUCUCAGCCUCGCCGGGCACCAGGCUGUGCCAGCUUAAAGAGCGUGCUCUGGGUAGCACUGCUGGAUCCCACAGAUUGGCAGGAGGUGCCACAGAGAGCUUUGGUUCCAGCAGUGCUUGUAGUACUCCUCCUGGCAGCUCCUGCUACUCAUCCCAGUGCAGCAGCCCUGCCCUUCUAUCCAUCAAUCCCUUCGAGCCAGUCACACCGUCUGGUGCAUCUGCGGCUCACCUUAUGCUGGAGAAGGAAGAAGAGAAGGAGCCAGAGACAAACGUAGACACAGGCUGUGCUGUCAAUAUACAGAGACCUGCUCUGGACACACUAGCAAGAGACUUGAGAUGCUGCCUGCCAGAGGUACAGAGGACGUGGGCUGGAUCAGAAGGAGAGAGUCAGUCAGACCCCAUGGCAGCACAGAGCCUCGUUCAAGAGCAUGAACAAGUGGACGAGUUCUUCAUCUGAUUGACUUCUACAAACAGUAAAUUAAUUAGAGCUGUACCAAUCAGACACUGAGUAUCCGUAUCACGGCGAGCCUGGCUUGAAAUGCUGGAUCAGCAUUAAACCAGAUCCACUUUAUGCUGUGAACACGUUACAUUGACUGACAUGUCACAGAUCAUGCACAUGAACUUGUCACCGUCACCUCUGAUGUUUUGCAUAACUCAAUUUUGCAUAGCAGAACCUCACAGAGUCAAGGCGAGUACUGGAUCAAAAUUAUUUAACCGCCUAUAACCGAGGCUGUGGGAUAUUAUAUAAAAAAAAAAGGGAUAAAAUGGGAUCGCAGCAUCCUUAAACAUGAUAUAAUCAUGUUUCAGUUUUUGUCAGCAAUUCCAAGGCUGCCUAUGGAGUCAGGAUCUUUAGGCAUAUAGUGUGUGUGUUCACCAGACAAGAGCUCCAAUCUCUCCUGACUGAGGAAUCUAUUUAAAAUACAGUAUUAUAAUUAUAUUUUUAAAUGGUCAUAAAAGAUUUGGCAAUUGUCUCAAUUUAAUAUCCGUGCUUCUAUUAUGAAUUACAGUGUUGACCAGACAGUAUCAUAUUUUCUUUAUAUAUUUGAAGCAAAGUAAGGGUGCAGAUCAAGGAUCUGUAUUACACCAGCAACUGCAAAAUAUGAGCAAGAAUGAACAUAAUGACCUAUUAAAAAUUAAGGCUAGAGAGUCUGAAGGUUUGGUGAUUUCCCUGCUUAAAGACACAACUUCAUUUCUUCACAAGUUCAUUUCUAGCAUGAGUGUUUUGAGCAGGGAAAUCACCAAUUCCAAAUGCAGAACACUUUUUAAAAACUCAAAACUGAUCUCUAAAACACCUACAUGCUGUAGACAAACUUAUGGCGUAAGUAUAACCACUAAAAGAUCACUAUAUCGGAUAUUAUUUUGAUCAUACACAAUCAGUCUUGUCAUUACAGUGUGUUUAGGAACACUCUGUGAAGUAAAUUAAGUUCACAGGAAGGAAUGAAAGACGAUGGGGCAUGCUGUUAUAGGAAAAUAAUCAGAGAUGGGAUGGAGUGAUGCGGCCCAACACAAAGGGAAGCUACUGUUAUAUAUGAUUAUUUUCCUAUAACCACACACCACAAAGUGUUUUAUUCCUCUUAUACAACAGCGAUCAAAGAAUGACGUCAUACUUUUUAUCCAUUUAUAGUUGCAUUUAAUCUUGUGGAACAUCCGUGAACCUGUUAUUACUAGUUAUAGCAGCUAUAAACAGGUCAUGACCUCACCAGCCUUUACUUACAUCUCUUGAAAUUAACAAGACAAAAAAAUGCUUGUCAUAUAAACAAGAAACUGGAAAAAAAAAACAAGACUCCUUCUAUAAAUGUCAAAUAAACGACUCCUUACUCGUUAUGUGUUUCUUAGUUGAAUAAAUAGCAUAAUAUUUUUAAAAUCUGUUUAUUAUUAGAUUUAGAUUAUGUGGAGCGUCCCUGUGAAAAUAGUUGUUACAACAGAAUGAUAAUGUAUUCGAACGAACGCAUUAAUAUAAACCUGUGAUUUGCCUUGCAAACGGAAUUCUCGUCAGAGCUGCUGAGAAGAAAAUUAAUCAACACCUUUUGACCGCAUAAUGACAGUUAAUGAGAACCGACUCUUCUUUUCUGUCUGGUGUUUUUUUAUUUUAUAAAACAUAAACCUGUAUUUAGAAGAAUUUACCUCAGUAUUGUAGAUAAUGAAGGGCCUCAAGAUUUGCAGCACAAAAUUGUAACCUAGCAAAGAAUAUUAAUAAUGUAUUUAAAAUGAUGUGUUUUUUUUUUUUUUUGUUAAUUUGUGAAAUACUUGCAUUAGUGCAUUAGUACACUUUAUUAUAUUAAAACACCCAUACCAAACCACAUGGACCAGUAUGUGACUGAAUAAACCUGAACUGAACCUGUGUUUUAUAUCACUGAGUCUUAAGUUACGUUUUCCGUCAAAGGAAACUGCGGACGUCUUCAUUCUCUCAUUCUCUCCAUCUCUAUUCACUCCUAAAAUCAGGAUCAGUGUAAAACAACUCCGAUCCUAACCUCUGAUCUGAGCUCAGUUCCUCUUGAUGUUAAAGGCAAAAAAAGAUCAUUUUGUAAUUGUAAUGAUCUGAACUUUGCUGUGCUGUUUUGUUCUCCAGGAACCUUAUUUUUACUCAAAAUAAUGCUACAUUUAUGUUAUUAUUAUUAUUAUUAUUAUUAUUAUUAGAUCUUUCUCAGAACUGUUUUGAGGUCUAUAAUACUGAUAACAGAGCAGAUCAGAUUCCUUGAACCCACAGACCUUGGGUUUUAAUUAUAAAAAAUUAUAUUUUUAAUUAUUUCCAAACUAAAUUGAAUUUUGUCAGACAAACAAUCUGUAGUCUGGUUUUUGAAAACAACAGCCACUGACAUUUCUAAGGCUGUUUUUAUUUGGUUCCAGUUAAAAUAAACUGCACUUCACAUAAUCUCCAACAGAGGGCGGUGUUUUACAACUUACCUCACCAGGCUUAUUAUUGCUAGGUGUAGCUUCUCCUGUUAAUUUGGCAUGGACUUUGGAAAAGAAAGAAAAAAAAAAAACCUUCAUUUGUUCUGUUAAAAGAUUUCUGAAUUUGUUUUUUCUGCUCUUUUGAGAGAUGGGCGAGACUAUAUUUGGUAGAAGUGAUGUCACGUCUAACAGAAUUAAACAAUUUUUUUAAUACUCAUUGUUUACUCAUUGUUUACAGUUUACAGUUCCACUUUUGCAU